UACAAGAAAAAAAACAUUAAAACCUUAUUUUUUUCCGUAACUGUGAGAGACCUGAAGAUCAGGAGUGACUAGAGAGGUCAAGUUAAAGGUCAGGUCGGGUUAGAGGUCAGGUGACAGGGGAACACACCUUUUAAACAUCCUUGUAUGAAAAAAGGAUUAAAAUAUUCAGAUGUUUUUAAGAGUAGAGACUCCGCCCAUCAGAGACCCGAGGAGCGAUGACAUCACAGAGAGAGAGCGAGAGAGAGAGAGGAAAAUUCUUCAAGUAUGAGGAAAGUGGUCCUCCUCCUCUUCAUCCCUGUCCUCUGUGUCUCAGUCGGACAGAAGCUCACAGCAGUCGUCCAGAACCUCAGCCAUGUUUCCCGUCACCCCCUCCCUCCUCCUCCUCCUCCUCUUCCUCCUCCCUGGCCCCGCCCUCCUGACCUCAUCAACCUCCCAAGAGCUCCAGGUCAGAGGUCACAGGGAACCAAGGGAAGCCAGACAAGACUCGGUCAAGCUGACCGUCUCUGAAGGAUGCGUCACCGCGGCUCAUUCUUCUGAUGGAGCAAAAGAGAUCGACCAGGUCCCUGGUUCUCCUCUGGUUCUGACCCACAAGCUCAAACUGGUUCCAUCAGGAUCAGGAAUGGGAUCGGGAUCUUGUGGAUGUGAGGCGGACUUUGCCGCCCUUCGCGAGCGCCUGGAACAUCUGGAGAGAGAGUUGUCGAACCUCAGAGAGAAGUGUGGAGGUGACGGAGGCAGCUGCACGUCCAAGGAGAGCAAAGGUCCAGGUUGCUCCAUCAAAAUGGAAAACGCCGAGUGUCUGAACGAGUGCAGCGAUCAGGGUCGCUGCGAGGACGGCAAGUGCGUCUGUUUCCCUGGAUUCAGCGGACUGGACUGCAGUGACUCUAACUGUCCUGGAAACUGCCACGGUAACGGGAGGUGCACGGACGGACAGUGUUUGUGCGAUCCUGGAUUUACGGGACCUGAAUGCUCUGAAGGGACAUGUCCCGAGAACUGCAGUGACCGCGGACGCUGCGUUGAAGGUAAAUGUGUUUGUGACACCGGCUUCACCGGCGACGACUGCUCUGAGAACUCUUGCCCUGGAGACUGCAACAACAGGGGGCGCUGUGUCUACAGGAAGUGUGUCUGCGAUCCCGGAUUUACGGGACCUGAUUGCUCUGAAGGGACAUGUCCAGACAACUGCAGCAAUCGUGGCAGGUGUGUUGACGGUAAAUGUGUUUGUGACACUGGCUUCACUAGUGUGGACUGCUCAGAGAUUGCCUGUCCUAGAAACUGCAACAAAAGGGGGCGCUGUGUCAACGGGGAGUGUGUCUGCAAUCCUGGAUUCUCAGGACUUGAUUGCUCCAAAAGAGCUUGUCCUCUUAACUGCAGCAACCGUGGCAGGUGCGUUAACGGUAAAUGUGUUUGCGGAAGUGCCUUCGCUGGUGCAGACUGCUCAGAGAUUGUUUGUCAUGGAAACUGCAAAAACAGGGGGCGCUGUGUCAACGGUCAGUGCAUGUGCAACGAUGGAUUCACAGGUGAGGACUGCUCUCAAAAAGCUUGUCCCAAAAACUGCAACGCGCGGGGGCGGUGUGUGAGUGGAAAGUGUGUUUGCAGCAUUGGCUUCACUGGACCAGACUGCUCUGCCAAAGCCUGUCCGAAGAACUGCAACAGCAGAGGGCGCUGCAUCAAAGGCAAGUGUUUUUGCCAGCAUGGAUUCAGCGGAGAGGACUGCAGCCUGUGUGUCGAGGGGAUGACCGGACCCAACUGUGAUACAGUCAUGUCAGGCGUCUCUCAGCUGAGGACUCAGGACAUCACAGAGACAUCUGUCACACUGCUCUGGACUCCGCCUCCUGUUCUCUAUGACACCUACCACAUCACCUUCACCAGCCAGAAGGAGCAGCAGGUCAAAGGUCAGGUGAAAGGAAGUGAGAGCAGCUUCACUCAAACUGGACUGGCAGCUGGUCAAGAGUACAGCGCCACCAUCAGUGGAGAGAUCGACGGCCGCAGAGGAGCUCAGAGCUCAACUGAAUUCAUCACCCGUCCAGAUCCUCCGACCGACAUUGUCUUCAGUGACGUGACAGAGACGUCUCUGACCGUGUCCUGGACCAAACCAAAGAGACCAGUCAGUGGAUUUAAAGUCACCUACACCCACAGAGAGGACGGAGACCCUCUGUCUGUGUCCCUGGACUCUGAGGACACGUCCCUCGCCCUCUCGCAGCUCUCGCCGGGUUCCACUUACGAGGUCAGCGUGGUCUCCGUCCUGGGAGCGGACGAGAGUGACCCGGUCAGCGAGGUCGUCGUGACACCGCCGGAUCCGCCCACAAAUCUUCACGCCAUAAACAUCAGUGACACCAGCGCUCUGCUGCUGUGGCGUCCAGCGCUCGCCGCCGUCGAUAAGUACGCCAUCGUUUACCGAUCAGCUCCAGGAUCAGAGUUGAGGAUCACGGUUUCUGGAAACGCCGCCGAGCAGCAGCUGAGUGACCUCCAAGACUCCACCACCUACACCGUCACCAUAACCAGCCAGCUGGGCGGGGCCAAGAGCACCGCGGAGACGACCAGCUUUACUACCAGCAGAGGCUCCGGGAGUGAAGAUGAAGAUGAAGGUGCAGGGCCGAGAGAUCUCCGGGCCACAAACGUGACCCCUCGUUCUGCCACGUUGUCAUGGAAACCACCCUCGAAACCCACUGGAAGCUUCAGGCUGACGUACGUGACAGGAGGUCAGGAGAUGAAGGAAGUGAAGCUGAAUUCCUCGGUGACUGAGUUCACCGCGGGCAGACUCGGUCCAGGAUCCACGUACACGGUGACGCUGCACACGGACGGACAGACGGACGUUUCCACAGAGUUCACCACAGGUUCUCUCAGGUUCCCGUUCCCCGGCGACUGCUCUCAGCAGCUGCUUAACGGCAUCGCCACGUCCGGCCCGGUGGAGAUCUACCCUGAAGGCAGACAGGGGGCGCCGCUGAGGGUCUACUGUGACAUGGAGACGGACGGCGGAGGCUGGACGGUCUUCCAGAGGAGGAGCGACGGCUCGGUCGACUUCUUCAGAGGAUGGAGAGACUACGUCCGAGGAUUCGGAGACGUGGGCGGAGAGUUCUGGCUUGGUCUGGACGCUCUCCACCACCUGACGUCCAGGACCAGGAUGAGUCUGCGCGUGGACCUGCGAGACGGUGGCGACGCCACGUACGCCGCGUACUCCACAUUUGAAGUGGACAAGGACGACUACAGGCUGACAGUGGGCGGGUACCGCGGCACGGCAGGUGACUCGCUCAGCUACCACAACAACCGCAUCUUCUCCACCAAUGACCGCGACCCGGCGGCGCUGAUCACGCGUUGCGCCGUGUCGUACCGCGGAGGCUGGUGGUACGACAACUGUCACGAGGCCAACCUCAACGGACUGUACGGCGUCAACACCAGACAUCAGGGUGUGAUCUGGACGACCUGGAAAGGAAAAGAUUCCUCGAUCUCGUUCACUGAGAUGAAGAUGAGACCGACGUCCUUCACUCGUUCACCCUCUGACUGAACGAGUGAGAGAGAGGGUGAACUGUCUCACGCACACACACACACACAAAAAAUUUAAAGGGUCACUUCAUCUCAUGAUGUCAUCACUCUGUGGCGACAGGAAGUGGAGACGUGUCAGCAUCUUCAUCUUUAUUCUGUCCUCUUCCUCACCACUAGAGGUCACACUGCAUUGUUUUCUGUUUUUUUUAAGUUUCCUGUUUGUUUUCUGGGGGCGUGUCCACGGUUUCAUGAUGUUUGUAAAUAAAUAAAUAAAGUAACAAACAGAAUCUGUCGCUGCACACGUCUAAUUUUACAAAAUAAAUAAAAAACGUUUAUUUUCA
Molecule: messenger RNA, 3818 nt
Organism: Solea senegalensis (Senegalese sole)
Lineage: Eukaryota; Metazoa; Chordata; Actinopteri; Pleuronectiformes; Soleidae
Product: tenascin
Exons: 18
Coding region: 353-3499 (1048 amino acids)
Molecular function (GO): protein binding
Source: RefSeq, a predicted model, not a curated record